AGAAAAAGUAAUAAAUUGUAUCUUGUUGGCAGAGUCAUACGAGACUUAAGAAAGAGAUAUGGGUCAAUUUAUUCACAUCGCAACAUGUUAUUCAUCACUUGACAACGGUUUCAGCAGUCUCGACAAAUAAUGUUUGCCUGUUAGGUUUAGCUUGGCAUGUGGGAAUGGUCAAUCCUUUCCUUCUGUCGGUAUAGCUGUCGUGGGAAUGGCGUCCUCAUCAUUCGACGUUUCAGGGCUAAGCGACCUGUCGUCUACUAGCAUAGACUAUGGAGACGUACCUCCUCGAGCAGCAACAGCUCCAAGCGGCCGACCGGGCACCUCCGCUGGGCGCCCUGGCACAUCGGCAGGCCGUCCAGGCACAUCCGCAGGCAGGCCUGGCACGUCCGUUGGAUAUAGGCCGGCAGCAGGGCGGCCGCCAGCAUCGGCACCUCCGGGCGGCCGGGGAGCACAGCGGGACAGCUCAGCGUCGUUUGAGUUGUCAGGGUCAGACCUGUCGGGGUCAAUUGAGAUAGACUACGAUGGGGAUGCUCGAGCCGCCGCGCCAACCGCCUGGGGCCGGCCCCCGCCCGGACCAGCACCGCGGUCCUCCAACCCGCCGCCCCGCAGCAGCGCCGCCCCACCGCGCCGCACCGCUGCCAGCAGCAACCCCUCUUCUAUCUCCCUGGGCUCUGACGAUCUGGGUGACCUCGAAAUAGAGCAUUCGGGCUCCUCCGCCGGCCAGCCUCGCGGACGUGCUGCCCCUCACAGCGCUGCGGGGCGGUUGUCCCGACCCGCGCCCGGCUUUCCGCCGGGUGCAGGCGCGGGCUCGGGAUCUGGGUUCGCGCGGCGAGAACAGGCUGUGGAGGUGUUGAGCUUGGAUGGACCUAAGCCCAAGAAGACCAACAUUACGCGGGCCGGCCUCUCGCAGCAGCCCCUGCGAGAGUCCACCCACACAGUCACCCUCUCCGAGGCCGAGAGUCUCGACCUGAGCGCCAGUCUAGACAUCGAGCACAGCGCCGACCUGCAGAUGCCGCCACCCCGCCGCGUCACACCCAUCACCGGCACCCCAGAAGCAGCCCGGCUGCAGCAGCAGCGCUACUUCUCGGAUGGCGGAGACAGCGGCAAUAUCAGCAUGAGCGGCAGCAUCGUCUUCAGCGGCGGCGAAAGCAGCACCCUAGAGAUCAACCAUGAUCGUGAUCAGGGCGUGUCGGCUUCGUACGACAGUAGCGGUGGUGGUGGUGGUUACGGUGGUGGCGGCAUGCCGCGGCCGCCGUCGCGUCGGCCUGGUUCUGCGGCCCCCGCUGCCGCUGGUGGUGGUCGUAGGCGAAGCAGCAGUGUGAGUGUGUCGCUGAGUGGUAGCAGUAUUGACAUUACCGGCGGCAGCGGCGCGGGGCUCAGCGGCGAGAUUGUGUUUGACACCUCGGAGCUGAGUGGCGAGCUAGGCGGCCGGCCGCCCAGCCGGCGACCGCCCUCGGCAGCGCCAAUGGGGCUAAGGCGGGACGAGACGCCGUCCAUCUCAGGCUCCUUCACCGCUGACGAAUCCCUGCUGCACUCCUCCGACCUCGCCGUCACCGGCGACACCGCCUCCUCACCCACAGCCCCCACCCACCGGCAUGCACCCGCCGGCGCCAGCCGUCUCGGAGUUACCUCCGCUGGCUCCACUCCCACGCCCGCCUCUCCGCUGCAGCCUCCCUUCCAGCAGCACCACUCGCUGUCUCACCAGCAGCUGCGGAACCUGCAGCAGUCUGAUGCUGCCACGCAGCGCUCAGCUCGCAGCAGCCUCCCGCAGAGCCUGGGCGGGCUGACGGCGGAGGCGGCCUUUGCUAGCGGCAGCAGCAGCCGCAGCCGCACGAUACGCAGCAUCUCGGGAGAUGGGGAGGGCGUGGGCAUGCGCAUGGGUGCAGGAGCUGGAGGUAGUGGGAGCAGUGACGGGGGUAGGGGUAGGGGUAGACGUGGGAGUGGGAGCAGUAAUGGUGAUAGUAGCGAUGGCAGGGGGGUAGGUCGGGUGUGGAUGGGUGUGGAAAGCCUGGAGGACAUGAUGGUGAUGCCGGGGGGUGCUGGCAUGGGCGGUACGACAGGGGAGUCGUACGACACGUACGGAUCAACCGUCGUUGACGACAGCGGGGAUGUGAGCAUUAUGCGCCAAGUGACAGCGAAAGCAGCAGCCACAGGGACAGCAUCCCGGCGUCGUGCGUCUACCAGCAUUGAGCUAAGCUCCUCCAUCCUAUCCGAACCCAAAUCCCCUGUCGCUGUUGGCGCCGGCGUUACAGUCUCCUCCGAAUUCCUAACCUCGGCUUCCAGGGGUCGGAGCCGCCGAGCAGUCGACAGCGGCGGCGGCAGCAGCUCCUCUCGUAGAGGUGACGGCAACACGUCCGGCGGCGGCAGCGGCAGCAGCAGCUUGUACGGCAUCAGCGGUAGCGGCCACCUGCGAGCAACCUCCCCGCCUGAAGCGGCUAAAGCAGGGCGGGGGCCUCAUCGCCACAGCAGCUCUUCAGGUAUAAGCUCCAUCUCAAUACAGAGCCACAGUACCGGUAAUAGCGACAUGCGGCCGCCGUCAAGGGGAAAGAUGAUGCCUCCACCGCAGCAAACGCAGCCGCAUGCAGCCAUGCUAAGCCCAGAUCGACGGGGUGAUGGGCAAGUAGGCAGAGGGGGUAGCAGCAAUACUCGGAAGGGGGGCCUAGCGGACGAGGAUAGCGGGAGUGGCAGCGGCAGUGGCCUGAGCAUUAGCGCUCUGAGGCCGGGGCUGAGGGGCGCUUCAGGGGCCGCGGGUCGGUCGGCGGCCCGUGCAAGUGACAGCGGCAGCUUGGCUCCCUCCUCGCCGUUGUCUGCACUGCCUGACAACGGCGACAACGGUGUCCGCGGAAGGGACGAUGCUCGAGGCCGUCACAGUGUGCAACAGCGUGGAGGUGGUAGCGACAGCGGUAGCAUCCGCAGCAGCAGGAGCCGCCGCGGGGACGGAGCCAGGCACGGCUUUGGCGAUUUGGCCUCAGAGCCGAGCAGUGGCAGCGGCAAUAACGAUAAGAGCGGCAGCAUUAGCAGCAGCCAGGGUAUGCAGUCUGUAGGAGGCCUGCAGACUUGGGAAAUGCAUCGAUCGGGAGAAGAGGAAGAAGGCGAGCAGAGGAGGGUUGUUGCGGCGGCUGAAGACAGCGAAGAAGAUGACCCCCUGGCAGGCCUCCAGGUGGUGCGUAUGGGCAGCAGUAGCAGCAGCAGCAGUAGCAGCGGUAGGGAGAACAUCAUGCGGUUUGAGGAUCUGGGAUUGGCUGCAGAUGUGAGCGCGGGCGCCGCUGCCUCUCCCUUCAGGGGAUCAGUCCCAGCAGAGGAUGGGGACGUUGAAGAUGAUGAGCGCUACACGCCGCCCGAAUCCCUGGCCACGAUCUCCGCAGAUGUGGAUACGGACGCAGGUGGCUCGGGCGCGGAUGGCUUGCGCGGCUUUGUUCGGGAGCUCUCGCUGAGGCGCCCCGGCUCCUCAGCACAUGGCUCUGGGUCGCCCGAACCGUGGCUGCAAUCAUCUUCACGGCAGCGUCAGACAGCGGAGGGUGCUGAGGAGGCCUCGGUCAGUAGCCGCAGCCGGAAGGAAGGACGUGGCGAGGCGGCAGCCAGUGACGCCACUGGAGCUAGCGUGGGAGAUGCCAUGGCCACCGUCGCACGGCCGCCGCCGCUGUUUGUGGGUCGUGUCCCUGACCCGCGGGUCGCUGCGGUGGGAUCGCCGCCGUUGGGCGGCUCUAGCAGCCUAGGCGCUGGGAGCACAGUGGUGGAAGAGGAGGAGGACGUCCUCGGGGGCCCUCGGCGGUCGCUAAGGGGGCCGUCGGGGUGGCAUUUGCCGACUGUUGAGUCGGAGCAAUCCUCGCCCUCCCUCGGACGGAGCCAUCAUCGGACAGCGGGCGUCGAGGAGGCCGCCUCCCCAGACGGUCCCCAGGACCUCUCCCUCUCACAGAGCGGUCCCCUGGGAGUGUCAUCGCCCAUCGCACCUGCAUGGGCCACGUCCUCACCGGAUAGGCUCGGCGGCCGUGGCGUGGGUGGCCCAUGGGUCGGUCGCAUGACGGCGGAUUCGCUGCAGUACUCCAGGGACAGCGACCUAUCGGAGGAAUUCAUUCCUUCCGGUCAGGCCAUGCAGAGAUCCCUGCGGGAGCAACCCGUCUUCCGACCCCUCAUGCCGUACAACGCCACCCCCCGCAUCUCCAUUGCCGCCGACAACAACACCAGCAGCAGCAGCAGCCCCGUGCCCGCCUUCACCGUCCGCGGCAGCAGCAUCUCCGCUGCUGCUUCCUCCCCCGCCGCGACUGCCACCGCAGAUCCCCAUGCUACUGCCCCAGCCUUCCUUGCCUCCGCCUCAAGCCCAAUACACAAUGACUACCCUCAAUCACCACAACCACCACAGCACCAGGUGGAGACGCUUGCGCCCGUGUCGCCGGCUGUUGCUGCAGCGGCUGCGCCGCCUCCUCCCAGCCGCUCUUUCGCUGCCACCCAGACGGAUGUCUACACAGAGGUGGUGGAUCUGGACCCCAUUCCCCGCCCUGGGACCGUCAAGCUACGCACUGUGGGCAUGCAGUGGGGCACCCUCAACGAGGUGUCGACUCAGGUGUCGUAUGACACGGCUUCGGAGCGGCUAUCAGAGGCGGCGCAGCCUUUGGCCCCUGAUGACGUCAGCACGGCGCUACCGCCCCACCUGCGGCUGCAGCUGCAGCACCACCUGGCCCAGCAGCAGCAACUGUACGGACCAUUCACCAAGAGAGGAGCUGCUGCAGCGGCCAUGGGGCCACCUUCGCUGCUGCAGGCGGGGGCCGACGCUCUGCUGGGCGGCGUAGCGCCCCUGAGUGGCAUAGGGCCCGGCUUCGGCAUCCUCUCCCUCGCCUUCCACUCCGUCAAAACAGCAGCCCUACUAGAACAGUUGGAAAGGAGCCUCAGCAGCGCAGCUGCCGCCGCCAGUCUGCCACCGCAGCUGCAGCAGCAGCAGCAAGGUACCGCACCCUAUGGUUAUCUCCAUCCGUACGGCAUGGGGACGCCGAUGAUGGUGCCAGGUGGUGGAAUGCCGUACAGUCCGUACGGAAUGCAGACGCCGCCGCCGCCGCCGUUUCAGCAGGGGUGGUGGCCGGCAGGGGCGGCUGCUGCUUCGCAGCCACAGCAGCAGCAACCGCAAACCAGCGGCCAGGCCGCUGCUGCUGCUUACGCGGCCGCCGCGGCGGCAGCUGCAGCUGCUACCGCCACAUCUGCCUCCGGUACAGGAACAGAGCCCGGAACUGCUACUGCUGGCGCGGCGGCAACGCCUCUGCAACCCGUGCCGCCGCCCCUGCUACAGCCCUCCUUGUCUUCGCCGGCCCAGCUUUCACCACGCUCCCCCUCCAUGGCUGGCCUCACAGCAGCAGCGGCGGCGUCCACGCCCCGAACCAGCGGCGGACCCCCCGGCGGCGGCGCCUGGGCAACUCCACCCGCCGUCGGUAUUCCCGGCAGCGGCCGCUCCGCUAGUCCGCUUCCGCUGACGUCUCCGUCGCGCCUGCGUUCCGUCUCCACCCCUGCCGGCGCCCUCCCCGCCGCGGCCGCUGCCGUCACCAACAGCAUGCUGGCCCAGGCCAACUCCAGCGUUAGCGGUAGUGGCGGCGCCGGCGGCGUCGGCGGCACCAGCGGCAGCCUUGGCGGCGGUACGACCAGCGUGCCUGGCUCGGCCUUGCCGUACGGCCCUGCCGUCACCGCAUCUCACAGCGCGGGAGAUGUGUCGUACAGACGGGUCAGUACCGGCAGCGGCAUGAUUCCGGGGCCCCGGGGCGCUCCGUCGACUUGGUCGGGGGCUCCUCAUGCGGCCGCUGCUGCCGGCGGCGGCGGUGCCGCAGCGGUACAUUAUCCCAUGUCGGUUGCCAGCAUGCGUAGCGCCAGCAGCUUGGAUUAUACAGCGGACUUUUGUGAGGAAGAGGAGGAGGAGGAGCAGCACCACGAGUACAGGGGAGCAGCAGCGGCGGCACGGAGGGAGGCCAGCGGUGUGAUUGAUGAGGUGGAUGAGGAGGAGGAGCAGGAGGAGGAGGUCGAGGAGGAUGACAUUCCCGAGGAGGAGAUCGAGGUGGAGGAGUCCAUACCCGAGGAGGAGCCCGCAGGCGGCAGCGGAGGCGGAGGCGGGCGCGGCGGCAGCAGCGACAGCGCCGACUACAGCUACAGCGAGGACUUUGAGGUGGAGAGUGUGGCGGCGCCCUCGCGCACUGCCUCCUUCAUGCGGCGUAGCAGCAUGGCGGGGUCCUUCAGCCGGGGGAAGCUCAACACCGCCCUGUCCGGCACCAGCUUCUCCGGCCGCUCCUUCAUGCGCCGCAGCUCCAUCCGCGUGCCGCACCUCACCCCCAUCAGCGCCUCCUCGGAGGGAGGCAGCAGGGAGGAGGAGGAGGAGGGCGGCACGCCGGCAGCAGGCCGCUCCCUCAACCGGCUUGGCAGCAUCAUCAAGUCCAGCUCCGGCUUUAAGCGCACCGCCUCCAUCUCAAUCACCAUGGCAGACGACCCUCUAGCUCCCAACCAAAUGGCACGCAUCCUGCCAACAGCCUACAACACCACCUCAGGCGGGGGAGCCCCACCCGGGGCUGCUGCGGCAGCAGGCUCCGGAACCAGCCCCACGGGACGAGCGCUGUCUUCGGGUGGCGCUGCUGGCGGUAGCGUUUCUAGAAGACGUAACUCGGCUAGCGAGGCUGCAGCGGCGGCUGCGGCUACAAGUACGGCUACGGCUGCUGCUAGUACUGCUCCAGGAGGCCAGCAGCAGGCGCAGCAGCAGCAAGAGCCAGGGUCGGGAGCGACCCAUGGGUCACCAGCGCCCCCUCCUGCAGGAGCCUAUCCGCCCGGAUACUACUAUCCUUACCCGCCGUACCCUCCAUAUCCAGCGCCUUAUCCGUACGGUCUGACACCACCACCGUACGGUAUGCCGUACCCUCCGCCUCCACCGCCACCCAUGCAGCCAACCGCUGCUGCUACUCCUGCCAACGUGGCAUCCGUGCUACAGUACCUUCCACCGCCCAUCCCAGUGCCAUCAAGCAUGUACUUCUACCCGCCCCAAGCCCAUCCCCCGGUCGCCGCACCCAGUGCCGGGGCUGAGGGCCCCUCUUCAGCGGCAGCAGCAACACCAGCUGCCGCCGCCGCGGCUCACGCUGCUCUGCAUGGAGGUGCAUUUGCCACCGCCGCAGGGCCGUACCCCCAUCCCCACCACCACGUCACCUUUGCCGACGGCACUGCGCCGCACAGCUCGUCAGGUGCAGCGGCCAGCAUGCCAGGCGGCAAGGGCCCCAACCCGACCGGCGCUGCCGCCGCAGCGGCAACACCCAGCUUCCCUCCUAGCGCCGGGCCGGGUGCCUGGUCGGCGCCGGCAGCAGUGCCUGGGCACGCAUCAGCUGGCUUGGCGCAUGGACCACCUCACGUGCCGCCAGCUGUCGGGGGUUACGGAGGUGGCAUGGGGGUGCCGCUGCCGCCCGGGUAUGCCGGCUUGUCCUUGGGGCUGGGCGGUGGCGGCUUCGGCCUGGGUAGCACACCGCUGUUUAGCGCACAGAGUACCCUGCAGCGCUUUGGCUCGGUGCUCAGCAGCGGCGCAUUCCCGGGGCUGGACCCAGCCACGGUUCGCUCCAUUCGCUCUGACCUGGUCAAGACGGCGGCAGCGGUGUCGGGUCAGAUAGGUUACGAGGAUAUUGUAGCGGAGGCGGGUGCGGCUGAUGAGUACCGGGCGCAGUUGGCUCGCGUGCGUGCCCGACUGGCGGCGGCACGCGCCUCGCUACCUUCCGUGGUGCCCAGCCAGGACAAGGUCGUACUGCUGCGUACGACUGCCGUAUCCGUACAGUCAGCCGUUGCUGUGGCAGCGGCGGGUGGCCAGCAGGCACAGGUGGCAGGGGUCAGCAGCAGCACAGCAGGCGGCAGCCGCAUCCUGGGAGUGAGCACACCUGCACCUGGCUCAUAUCGCUAUACGACCCUGGAGGACACGCGCAGGCUGAUAGAGGCUACGCGUCCUUACUCGGUUGUGGGUGUGAGCUGAGCUGCCCGGACCUGCCUGACGGGGAGCAUGUGGGUGGGGCUAGGGGCAUGCAAAGGACAGAAACGCCGCGCAGAUGUAUGGUAUGUUUUCGGGUUACGGAACGUUAGGUAGUGCGCUGUUGUACGGCGCUGGUGGUGCAGGAUGUGGCGGUUAGACGUGUGGACGUCAGGCUGGACCGGGGUAGGUAAUUGGCGCUGUGCGGAUUGCCCCAAAAUAUGCAAGCUGGCUCUGAACAGUGGAUUGCGGGCGAUCCGCGGGCUUCCCGCUGUCUGCUGUAGAA
Messenger RNA from Astrephomene gubernaculifera, 8243 nucleotides. The record is from the annotation of a GenBank genome assembly. NCBI's taxonomy places the organism in Eukaryota, Viridiplantae, Chlorophyta, Chlorophyceae, Chlamydomonadales, Astrephomenaceae.